AGUGACUGCAUACCCACAGAGCGCGCGAACGACGAGAGACCCACCACCUGUAAACGUGCUGGCGACGUGUGGGAUCCUGACGCCGACGAGGAGAGUGACACCUUCUUCAGGAGCCAGAAAUAGGUCUCGUCGCCAUGGAUCACAAGAACUUCGACAGCCUUCUCUCGGCGAUCGGGCCGGGGAGGUGGACCAUCUUCAUGUUCGUUUCCUAUGUUUCGUGGGCGCUGUUACUACCUUACUUUUCGUUGGGCGGCGCCUUUUACAACCCUGUCGUUGACCACUGGUGUAGUGUUCCUGAGCUGAGCAACAAUUCAUGGACGCUAGAACAACGUCUCAAUUAUUCUGUUCCCUGGGAAUACCGUGGAGGUCGUCUGGAAAGGUCCCAGUGCAGCGUGUAUGUAAGAGACUACGAAGCUGUUGCCGACCUCCUUGGUCAGCUGACCUUGCUUUGACCCCGGAGCAGGCCGUGACCCUGGAAACAAAAUCUUGUAGUCAAUGGGAAUUCGACAAAUCAGUCUUCCAAUCUACAGUUGCG
Penaeus monodon (black tiger shrimp) is the source of this 535-nucleotide messenger RNA. RefSeq lists its product as uncharacterized. The coding region runs from base 135 to 452 and encodes 105 amino acids. Lineage: Eukaryota; Metazoa; Arthropoda; Malacostraca; Decapoda; Penaeidae. The record is from RefSeq and is a predicted model, not a curated record. The transcript has 3 exons.